UGCUUCACCCAGUUGUAUCCGGCCCUGCCUUUAACGAGCUGGCAGCUCUAUGGAAAACAGAGAAGGGAAAAAAAAUUCAGAGCAAGGUCGGUCGGUCUGACGGGACGAAGCACAGUGGAAGAGGAAGGGAAGUCACCCGAACAAGAAAGAGGGGACGUGGUAAGCAAGACUAUAACGAUGGAAGCAGGAUUUUUAUUUGAAAAAUAUUUCAACACAACAGAAGCCAGUGACUAACGCGAGUUUCUAGAUACAAAGAACCAAACGGAGGAACCCAAAAACUAGACAGACCGCACAGCCGACUUUGUAUUUGUUUCUGUGCUGUAAAAAAUUUACAGAGACAACACUGAAAAGAACGUUUUCCUGGAAAUUAACUUAUAAAAUAUUAUUUCAACUUUUUUUUUUUUAAAACCUGACAAGUGUGUUGCCUUUUUGUCUUGUUAAACCGGGUUCGGUUCUCCGUGGACUCGCACUGUUUGAAAAACAUUACGCUACAUCGCGUUAAACUUUUUUUUUUUUUUUUUUUUUUUUGUGACAUUUUUUAAAUUUGUUUUUGGACAAUAAAACAGAAAAACAAUUAUUAUUUUAAACAAAUAAUAAAAAAAAUAAAUACCAGAAACCGGCUGCGGAGUACUACAGGCAAAAGUAAAGGGAGGUACAAAGAAAUAAACACAAUAAAGUCGACUCUCCUAGGUGACCGCUGAACUCUAACGUCCAAUAAUAAUAAAAGAGGGGACGUGGCAAAUAUUUAAAGUCUUUUUUUUUUUUUUUUUUUUUUCCCCCGUUACGUUUAAAUGUAAUACAUUAUAUAUUCAUAAUGAUGCUGUGACGUUUUUGAGAAAAAGGAUUUCAAUGUAUUUGAAUUUUAUAGUUACUAGCUAUUGAGAGAUAAAGGGCUGAGACAGAAAGUGAAGGUGCCACACAAAGGCGGCUUUGUGUACUUCUUUGAUACACACACACAAAAAAAAAAAACGUUGGCGAGAGAAAGAGGCACAGAUAGAAGGAAAACAAACAAUAGCUUGUUGUAUUUAUCACUUUAUGUGUGUCUUUUUUCAGAAAGUAAUGUGCGUGUAUGUGCACCGGCGUUGAGAGCUGGGUAUUUCACACUAGGCCUUGCGGUCCGAACAAAAGCCGCUUAACUUGAAAUUUAUGAAGCGAAACUUGAAUUCGGCCACGAAAAGGUGAAACAUUUCCUGGGGUGUGGUUUAUUAGCCUAUAGACGAAAGGUCACUCUGUUUUAAUGAGAGACUUGUAAACAAGAGAGGGGUGAAAUAGAUACAAAUCCCGUGGCAAGGCUUAAACCAUUUCCACAAGGGCAACCGAGUUUUCAGAACCGAAAAGAACAGCUAUUUGAGAACGACUGGAAAGUGAAAGAGCUUAGUGACAAGUUUGCAAAAAAAAAAAAGUAGCACCAAAAAAACUCUGAUGUAGAAAGUCUGUAGCACAGUCGACAGCUGUGUGUUUUCAAGAAACACAGCUGGCGUUUUUACAGCUGCUUGCCAAGGGGAAAGGGGACUGAACCAAUCCACAGACGAUUGAUAAGAUAAACACAAUUCCACACUAAGACAAAAACAUGCAUCUCGUCCUCUGCACACAUUGACGUAUUAUCGAAGAAAAUCAGUAUAUUAUAUGUUAAGAUACGGAUUUGUUUGUAAUAAAUAAGACAAUUGAAACAACCUUAAAUUAAGAUUUCAUUAGUCGCACAUAUUUAUAGAGAGCACACACUCAAUUACAGUUAGUACAAAUAGGAAAGAAAUAUUAAAGUAAUCAAAUAAUUUUUGAAUCUGUGAUUUGAAAUUCUAAGGUAGUACGUUACAUUGGCUUAUAUGCAUGGAUACAUGCAGAUUAGUUUGAACAAUUAAGAAAAGGUAUUCUGUUGAGGCAAUUUUACAAACCCUGCAGUUAAACAUUAAAUAACCAAAUCAGAGUUUUUAAAGACAUUUGGGCAGGAUGGCUUUAGUGGGGCGUGUUUGGGGUUGGGUCAAGCCUGUAUUAUCCUAUCGACCAUGGGGAAGCAGAAAAGGGGCGAAGGAACUAGAGCUAGAGAAAGAGAGCGAGUUAGAGAGGGUGGAAAGAGAAAAAGCCAAGGAGGGGGAGAGGAAGAUGCUUCUGAAGAUAGAGGAGCUGGGUCCUGUCAAAGGAGCUGUGGUUAACAAGUGCACCCCCCAGAGGUGGUGGCAGGCACUGCCACUGAUACGCUGGUACUGGAGGAACCCAGAGCAGUCGGAGACGGUAAAAAACAUCACCCAUGUUCCCUUGAAAGAAACAGACUGUUCAGGGAAUGUAUAUUCCAUGGCCCCUUCCGGACCUCUGGACGCUACACCCACUGCCCUUUUUAAAAAGAACCCCAAAUGGGACCAUGUAAUCCUCCCGGAACAUUACGACAUCUCCUUCAACUUCCUGCGGCAUCUCUUCGAUCUGUUUGUCGUCGGUUUCUUGUAUGUCAGCUCCCCGGCUGUCCGAGUCUGCCUGGAUGUGUUUGGUCUCAAGGGCGCGCUGAAGCUCUGGAUCCACGGGAUGGCGCUGUUUCUUGUGUCCGUCUCUGGAAUGGGCUUGCUGCUGUGGCUGGUCCAGGCCUAUCUGCCCCAGUUUGCGCUUGUCUACGGUGUGCUGCAAGCCCUGGUGAUCUCGGUCAGCGUGAAGCAGAGUCUGAUGGCUAAAGCUGAAGGAGAGAUUGAGGGACAGCCAGAGGAGACAGAAGACAAGGUGGGGACAGUGCUGGACAGCAGCGAUGGAGAGAGGGAGAGUGAGGAGAAGGAAGGUGGCAGAGCUAAGGAAGAGGGCAGAGUUCCCAUAAGCGAUGUUGUAUUUUGAGCAGGGAAAACAGAUGCUUCUGGAACCCUAUCCAAAAAUCUGGGAUUGAAGACUACUUUCUGGGAAUUUUCAGGAUCCCACACAAUGACAAUUUCUCGAGAUCUAGAAUUUUUUUUUUCCCUGCUAACCUGGAUGGAUUUAUGGAGAUGGCUAGAUCAGGAAUAAGGGUCUGUUUCUGACACUGGAGCCUUUAUUUAAAACCACUGUGCACAUCAAUGUUAUUACACCCAUUACAAACAGCCUGGAGUGGAUAGCUGUGAAAGAGUGUGACUUUUUAUUUUUAUGGUUGGAAACGCUCACUCCUGGAGUCUAAGGCUUUAAAUAAUGUACUGCAUUUUUUUUUUUCUGAAUAUUGUCCCAUAUUUUUACAAGGAAAAUCUAUAGAUGCAUGGAAGAGAAAAAGUGGUUUCCUCAUCUGGUACGAUAUGCAAGAGGAACAAUCUCCACAAAGGCUUUUAAUACGUCUUGUUUAGCACACAUAUUAUUGCCGUGGGUCUUUCCCACUCAUUUAUCGCUGCCUACCAAUUUUAACACCACUGCACAUUUUGAGUGAUUCUAUGGUGUUUUUAACUAGUUUAUCCAUCAAUCCCUACUGCAGUUAUCUUGUGCUGUUAUACACUACAAACCAGCUUCUGGAAGUAUGGUCUGGAAUCUACAAAUCGAGCUAAGCAACAUAUGCUGUUGUGAAACUGAAACAGGGGAUCCAAAUGCCCUUGACAGUGUUAUUGUUAUCUGUAUACUAGUAACAAUUUUAAUGUACGAAAAAAUACAAAGAACACCGCUUAGACCACAGUUUAACAAAAUAAUGUGUGAAAUUGACUCUCAAAUCACUGUGAAACCUUUUUUUUUUUUUUUUACACUACAUUAAACUUUCACUGUGUGUUCUUACAUUUAAAA
Molecule: messenger RNA, 3708 nt
Organism: Polyodon spathula (Mississippi paddlefish)
Lineage: Eukaryota; Metazoa; Chordata; Actinopteri; Acipenseriformes; Polyodontidae
Gene: c24h6orf47
Product: chromosome 24 C6orf47 homolog
Exons: 2
Coding region: 1948-2811 (287 amino acids)
Source: RefSeq, a predicted model, not a curated record